CACCACCACCACCACCGAAGAUCGCAGCCGUUGUUGGACAGCUUCAGAAAACCGGUUUGGCAGGCAACACCCCGUCAUCGCCGUGGCACAGACACAGACAGACAGCAUGGAGUUGCCCUCUGUCGCAGAUGGUGCUGUAAGCCAUACACAGCUGUCCUGGAUAUAUAACCUCGACAAGCAUCAUGCCGUGUAUUCCGUCUGAACCCAGCAUUUCCAACAAGCAUCUCCAGCAGAAACAACCUUAAACUCGUGCCAAAGCAAAAAGCUUGGCUCCUUUAUUCUCAACCUCCAUCCAUAACUCCACAUUUUUACACAUACAACUACCCACCCACCAGUCAACAUGCCUCUCUUUGGUAGCCGCAAGGAAGCUCCCCCUCCGGAGCCCAUCCCCGAGAAGCACCACUCGGGCCUCUUUGGCAGCCGCCGCCGCUCCGUAUCUCCUGUCUCCUCGCACCGCACCUCGUCGUCGACCUUCCGCACCUCGACCAGCUCGAACCGCCACUCGGGCGACCUCGCCUCCAGCCACCGCUCAUCGGGCUCCGUCCUCCACCGCUUCGGCACCCGCCAUGGCGACAUCGACCCUUCCAUCAGCCAGGCCCGUGACCGCGUCAUCAACGCCGAGCGGGCAGAGAAGGAGGCCGACCGCGCCCUCGAGGCCGCCCGCCUCCAGGUCCGCGACGCCCGCACCCACGUCAAGAACCUCGAGCACGAGGCUGCCGAGGAGAGCCGCCGCGCAAAGGUCAAGCAGUACCACGCAAAGGAGAUGUCCAAGCGCGGGAAGCACCUUGGCCGUCACGGCUUGUAAGCCUGUUCUUGUAUGACAUUGCAGGCAAAGGUUCCGCUUUUGUCCAAGGGUAGAAUGCCGGGGACCAUUCUGAGAAUCUGUAAAGAUAUCCUUUUGUAUUUUUUGGGUUCAUGAGCGAAGCGUUUCUGUUUUACACACGAUGAAAUGAAAUACAAAACAUCAUUGCCUCUACA
Messenger RNA from Microdochium trichocladiopsis, 978 nucleotides. RefSeq lists its product as uncharacterized. The transcript is spliced from 2 exons. Lineage: Eukaryota; Fungi; Ascomycota; Sordariomycetes; Xylariales; Microdochiaceae. Bases 341 to 805 code for a protein of 154 amino acids. The record is from RefSeq and is a predicted model, not a curated record.